This is a messenger RNA of Akanthomyces muscarius, 213 nucleotides long. RefSeq lists its product as uncharacterized. The transcript is spliced from 4 exons. The record is from RefSeq and is a predicted model, not a curated record. NCBI's taxonomy places the organism in Eukaryota, Fungi, Ascomycota, Sordariomycetes, Hypocreales, Cordycipitaceae. Bases 1 to 213 code for a protein of 70 amino acids.
AUGUGGAGAGAACUACCAAUGCAGCGCAAAGUGACGUCGUGCCGGCGGUUUUCGGUUGACAGGGAAGUUACCUCUGGAGAGUUUCGUCUUGCAGGAUGUUUCCGGCCAGCCGGCACAACGAGACGGAGCCACAAAAAUGGUCUACUUGACCAUGGCCGAAACGGGCCACCCCUGCUCGCCUAUCCGGGCCUAGUUGCAAACUUUUGCAGCUAG